Passer montanus (Eurasian tree sparrow) is the source of this 5119-nucleotide messenger RNA. RefSeq names its product nephrocystin 3 (gene NPHP3). The transcript is spliced from 27 exons. Lineage: Eukaryota; Metazoa; Chordata; Aves; Passeriformes; Passeridae. The record is from RefSeq and is a predicted model, not a curated record. Gene Ontology annotation, molecular function: protein binding. The coding region runs from base 383 to 4330 and encodes 1315 amino acids. Gene Ontology annotation, biological process: determination of left/right symmetry; convergent extension; kidney development.
GGCUCCUUUUUAGCAGCAAAACCCUAAAACGCAGUCACUUUUAGCUGAGAGCGGCAGAUUCUCGCCGCCAGCCCCCCGGCUCUCCCUCUGGGCUUUUCCCCAGCCUGCAGCGGCGGCUGGCACUCCCCCUCCCGAGCCGGGAGCCGCCGCGGGACGGGCCGGGACGGGGCGGGAGCGGCAGGGAGAGGGAGGGAGAGAGGCGGCCCGCGGGGCCGCUUCCUCCCGCUCUCCCUUCCUCGUCCGGCGGCCGCAAGGAGCGGACCAUGGCCCGCAGCCGCCGCCGGGAAGGCUCCGCGCCGGGCACGGCCCCGCCGCCAGGUCCCCCCGGGGGCACCGGGCCCUGGGCUCGGCGUUAGAGCCUCGCCCGGGCGGGCGCGGGGCCAUGGGCACGGCGUCGUCGCUGGUGAGCCCGGCGGGCGCGGUCGGGGAGGUGAUCGAGGACACGUACGGCGGCGGCGAGGCCUGCGAGAUCCCGGUGGAGGUGAAGCCCAAGGCGCGGCUGCUGCGCGGGUCCCUGCGGCGCGUCGGCGGCUCCCGGCCCGGCGGCCUCAUCGGGGCCAGCUUCAAGUCGACGGCCUCGGUGCAGGAGCUGGAGUGCGUGGCCGAGUACGAGCGCCUGAGGAAGGAGUACGAGAUCUUCCGCGUCAGCAAGAACAACGAGGUGGCCUCCAUGGUGAAGAAGGAGGCCAAGCUGGACAGGGAGAACAAGCGGCUGCGCGCCGAGCUGCAGGCACUUCAGAAAACAUACCAGAAAAUACUUAGAGAGAAAGAAAGUGCAUUAGAAGCUAAAUACCAAGCCAUGGAGAGAGCUGCUACUUUUGAACAUGAUCGAGACAAGGUCAAAAGGCAAUUCAAGAUUUUUAGAGAAACUAAAGAAAAUGAGAUUCAGGACUUACUGAGGGCCAAACGAGAGCUGGAAGCAAAACUCCAGAGACUGCAGGCCCAGGGAAUCCAAGUGUUUGAUCCUGAAGAGUCUGAUUCUGAUGAUAAUUGUACAGAUGUUACAGCUGCUGGGGCACAAUCUGAAUACUGGAACGGAGGAGUGUUGGGAAGUGAGCCAUCCAUGGGUAGUAUGAUGCAACUUCAGCAGUCUUUCAGAGGGCCUGAAUUUGCACAUAGCUCCAUAGAUGUUGAGGGACCAUUUGCAAAUAUAAACAGAGAUGAUUGGGAUGCUGCUGUUGCCAGUUUAUUGCAGGUUACUCCUCUGUUUUCCCACUCUCUGUGGAGUAACACAGUAAGAUGUUAUAUUAUCAGUACUGAUGAGACUCAGCCAGAAGUGACCAUCUUCAUUAGAAGCUACUCCCCAAAACUUCAGAGAGUCUGUGAAACAAUGGGGUACUUCUUUCAAGUUGUUAAUUUUUCAACAGAGAAUGAAAGGCCUCUUCAGCAUGUAAGAAAAUGGGAAAUUGAAAAAAGUUCAUUAGUAAUUUUGCUCCUGCAUUUAACUUUGCCAAGUUGUUUGUUGGAGGACUGCAAAGAAGCCUUCUUGAGAAAUCCAGAAGAAAAACCCCGGUUAAUUUACCACAGAAGGGAGGACGGCAAAGUCAGUUCAGUCUCAGUGCAACAGUUAAUUGAGCAAAUUUCUUGCAUGAACAAAGCAAAGAUGAUUGACCAUGUUGGAGGUAUGGAGGAAGGAGCAUAUGAAAUCUAUAACUGUGUGGAAAAAAUAAUUAAACAGGAUAUAUUGGGAUGUGAAAUGACAGACCUAGAAGGCAAGGAUUUGGGUAAUAAGGAAGACUCCACUGCUCCUGAAGAAGAAGUUUUUGGUGAUGUAUUGUGGGAUGCACAUGAUGAACAAGAACAGAUGGAAGCUUUUCAGCAGGCCUCUAAUUCAACAUGUGAGCUGGGAUUUGAGAAAUAUUUUGAACGUCUGAAUGACCUAGUAGCAGCACCAGCACCAAUUCCACCAUUGCUUGUAUCAGGAGGACCAGGCUCUGGGAAAUCUCUUCUUCUAUCUAAAUGGAUUCAAUUACAGCAGAAGCAUUCACCAAAUACACUAAUUCUUUACCACUUUGUUGGGAGACCCUUGUCUACUAGUUCAGAAUCUGCCCUGAUAAUUAAGCGCCUUACUCUGAAGCUUAUGCAACACUCUUGGUUAGUAUCACCUCUGACUUUCGAUCCAGCUAAACUUCUGGAAGAGUUUCCCCGUUGGCUGGAAAAGCUUUCUGCACGCCAUCAAGGCAGCAUUAUUAUAAUUAUUGACUCUAUUGACCAAAUACAGCAAGCUGAGAAGCAUAUGAAGUGGUUGAUAGAUCCACUGCCAGUGAACAUGAGAGUGAUUGUAUCAGUGAAUGUAGAAACGUGUCCGCAGGCAUGGAGGUUAUGGCCUACUCUUCAUCUUGAUCCCCUCAAUUCCAAAGAUGUUAAAUCUCUCAUUAGUGCAGAAUGUAACUCUGCAAAUGUUAAAUUGACUAAAGAGCAGGAGAAGAAGCUUGAGAGACAUUGUCGUUCCGCCACAACUUGCAAUGCCUUGUAUGUCACUCUCUUGGGCAAAACCAUUGCUUGUGUUGGAAAAACAGGAAAUAUUGAUGAGAUUCUUCAGCAAUGUUGCCAGUGUCAAGACACAGUGUCACUGUACAGGCUUGUUCUGAGAUCAAUUCAGGAAUCAUUGCAGAGUGAUAAAGAGAAAGAUCUUUUGAGAGAGAUACUGUGUGUCAUUGGUGUCAGCCACAAUGGGGUGAGUGAGUCAGAGCUGAUGGAGCUUUAUCCUGAGCUGACUUCUGCAGUGCUGGCCUCACUCCUUCACAGCCUGCACAAAAUGUGUCUGCUGACAUAUGGCUGUGGUUUGCUGAAGUUCCAACACCUCCAGGCUUGGGAGAUGGUAAAACUAGAGUAUAUGGAAGCAGGUGAAAAUGUUAUUUCUGCCUAUAGACAAAAACUAGUGGAAUAUUUCACCAUGCAGUUAAGUCAAGACCGAGUGACUUGGAGAAGUGCAGAUGAACUGCCCUGGCUCUUCCAACAGCAGGGAGAUAAGCAAAAGCUGCACAAGUGUCUUUUGAAUCUCUUUGUGUCCCAAAACCUUUACAAAAGGGGACAUUUUGCAGAACUGCUGAGUUACUGGCAGCUGGUUGGGAAAGAUAAGAGCUCUAUGGCAGCUGAGUAUUUUGACUCUCUGAAAGAAUAUGAAAAAAGCAGUGAGGGAGAGGAAAGCAUGAUCUGCCUGGCUGAUCUGUAUGAGACCCUAGGACGGUUUCUUAAGGACCUAGGUCUUCUCAGUCAGGCUGUAGCUCCUCUGCAGCGCUCUCUGGAGAUUCGAGAGACCGCGCUGGAUCCAGACCACCCCAGGGUGGCACAGUCACUCCACCAGCUGGCAGGAGUGUAUGUUCAGUGGAAGAAGUUUGGAAAUGCUGAACAGCUGUAUAAGCAGGCAUUGGAAAUCUCUGAAAAUGCCUAUGGAGCUGAACAUCCUCGGGUGGCCCGUGAACUUGAUGCACUUGCAACCUUGUACCAAAAGCAGAACAAAUAUGAACAAGCUGAGCAACUGAGGAAAAAGUCCUUCAAAAUACGCCAAAAAGCAGCAAGGCAGAAAGGCAGUCUGUGUGGCUUUGCUCUCCUGCGUCAAAGAGCCCUGCAACUGGAAGAGCUCACGUUAGGCAAGGAUACAGCAGAUAAUGCUCGAACCCUAAAUGAGCUUGGAGUCCUCUACUACCUGCAGAAUAAUCUUGAGACAGCAGAGCUUUUCCUGAAGCGCUCCUUGGAAAUGCGGGAGCGAGUCCUGGGAUCUGACCACCCAGACUGCGCACAGUCUCUGAACAACCUGGCAGCCCUGUACAAUGAGAAGAAGCACUAUGACAAGGCUGAGGAGCUCUAUGAGAAAGCUUUGGACAUCAGGAGGAGAGCCUUAGCUCCAGAUCAUCCCUCCUUGGCUUACACUGUGAAACACCUGGCAGUGCUGUACAAAAAGAUGGGAAAGCUUGACAAGGCUGUUCCUCUGUAUGAGCUAGCAGUUGAAAUUCGACAGAAGUCAUUUGGCCCAAAACACCCAAGUGUAGCAACUGCUCUGGUAAACCUGGCAGUCCUUUACUGUCAGAUGAAAAAACAGAUUGAAGCUUUGCCUCUCUAUGAACGCGCACUAAAGAUUUAUGAAGACAGCUUUGGCCAAAUGCAUCCUCGUGUGGGGGAAACACUGAAAAACUUGGCUGUGCUAAGCUAUGAAAGGGGAGACUUUGAGAAGGCAGCUGAACUUUACAAGAGAGCUAUGGAAAUAAAAGAAGCAGAGACUUUGUUGAUAGGUGGAAAAGCAACUUCUCGACACUCGUCAAGUGGAGACACAUUCAGCUUAAAAAGUGCAUUAUCACCAAAUGCUUUGCUGGAACAUGGACAAAGGUGAUACAAACCUGCUCCAAGAAAAGGCAGUCUCUAUUGAUAUUUUCAAGUAGACAGAAAAUUACUAAGACAAAUCCAUUUUUCCAAGGAUUAUGUACUGCUUUGGGAAUGACACCUGUCUUCAUAAAUUCUGCCUUAACUUUGCAGACUGUAUGGUACAAAGUGAGCUUCUUUCAUUGUUCAUAGGUACACACAUUAGUUACUAGCUCAAGUUGUAGCUAAUACCAAAACCAUGGACUUGAUGCCUCCUAGCCUAAGUGCCAGGACUAUAACAAAUUAAGCUGAACCACUUGUAUAAACUCUAAGAGGCAUUUCUUACCUCUGUGUUGUAACAGCAUGGCUUAGAGAAUUUGUGUAUUUUUGUAUCAUCAAUCCUUCCUGCCUUUUUACAAGCCUUUAAAGUUGUUUCUGAAUAAAUAGUAAUUUUGAAAAAACUUUGAAAAUACUGUUUAACCUCAAGUUUUACCUGCAAUGUUAUUUCAGCUUAAGCAAACUUUCAUUCAAGGGAGUUGUGCAAAAUUAAGUGGUUUCUUUGGGAAACUAGGGUAUCUAAAUAUCUCAUGGUCAUCUACAAUUAAAGCUGCUGAAGGAUUCCGCUCUGUUCAAUAAAAAUACUUCCAGUGAGGAAUCAAAAUGAAGAUGAUUAUGGCCAGAUUUCCUGUUCUUAAACCUUUAGCAACACACCCACUGUUUAGUCUUACUGAAUCCCUUAAAAUACAAGAAUGUUUGUAUUAGCUGGGAAAACCUAGUGAUGCAAAGUAGACUGCCAUCAGAUAAAGAAAUAUUAAUCAAA